AUGUGAUGUAAAUGUUGUCGAGGUUGAUACCAAAACAUAUCCGAAGUAGCGUUUUUACUUCGUGAGUCGACGGAUGCCUUGUUUUUAUUUACCAGACGAACAGGAGAUGUUCGGCUGUAUUUAGGAGCUAAUAAUCAGCAGGUAAAGUUUUAACAGUGAACAUGGAGCUGCUCGCGCUGUUGUGUGUUUGUGCUCUGAUGCUGUGCAAGACAUCAGUCGUGUGUGCGGCGUUACCUGUCCCGCAGAACGUAACUCUUUGGACGCUCAACAUGAAUUACGUGCUGAAGUGGGACUGGGACACGGCUCAGGCACCGGACGACACUCGCAACGUUACCUUCACUGCUCAGUAUCUGGCGAUGUUUAAGCUGAAAAAGCCCAAAAACAAGCAGGACUGGAAACCUCUGUGUGAGUUGACGCCUGAGCACGUCUGUGAUUUUUCUUCAGUACAGCUGCAUUAUCUGGGCGUGUGGCUGCUUCGUCUCAGGGCUCAGAGCGGACAGAACGUCUCGCCCUGGGUCAAGAUCGAGUUCUGUCCAGACAGAGAUGCUGUCAUCGGGCCACCCUCUGCAGUUAACGUGACCCCUGUGAAAGGCUUGCUGCAGGUAGCGAUCUCCGACCCUCUGACCUUCACCAACAGCUCCAUGAAGGAUCAACUACCAGAUUUAAACUACAUUAUAGAGUACUGGAAAAAGAGCUCUUCAGCAGAGAUGGCUAAUAAUCUAACAAGUGCCAAUAAUCUGGUGAUUCUGCCUGGGCUGGAGAGCUGGACGUGGUACUGCGUGAGAGUGCAGUCUAAGGAAGAUUAUUACAAGAAGACCAGUGCUUUCAGUCCCACAUACUGCAUUCAGACAGACGGUCAGAUCCCCUACUGGCAGAUUGUUCUCUACUUCCUGCUGUCGCUGGGCGUCUGUUUCCUGGUGAUCCUGUCAUUCUUCAUGUUCACCUUCAGAGUGGUGAAGGUGAUCAAGGGCACCUUCUUUCCCUCGGUCCUGCUGCCUUCACACAUCCAGGAGUACCUUUUUGACUUGAACACCUCAGACAUGCCGCGCUUGCUGAGCACUGAGCCACUGGAGAUUUGCUAUGAUAGGCUGGAACUUCUGCCCCCUGACCCUGAGGUCACGGAGGUCCACGAGAUCAUCUUGGAGGUCCACCUGCCACCCGAGACCUCACAGCAAAGUCGCAGGACACACAGCCGACGCAGCAGCUGCGACUCCGGCGUUUAUUCCACAGAGGGCUCGGCUCCAAGGCAGAACGAGCUCGGAGAUGUGAAGGAGGAAAAACCUGAAAGGAAGAUACGAGCCGAGGAGUCAGACGAAGGAGUGCAAGAUAUUUGCGUCUAAUCUGGACGAAAUGAAAACUGCUGCUGUUUGUGCCGCAAUCUCUUCCUCACCUGCGUCCUGCAGAGACGUAAAAAAAAGGCUCGAUAACAAACUUUGUUAGACUAGAAGUAUGGAAAGAGCUGAUGUCUCAGCAGGCCUGUGGAGAACAAGCUAUAAACUUGUAAGAGAAGCCAGUUUAUAUCAUUUGCAUUUUUUCCAGUAAUUGUUCAUUAUAAAUGUACAGCACAUUACUAAGGUAAAAGGAGGAUGUGAAAAUGACACAUGUCAGAAAAAUGGCAUUAUAAAUUUAUAAUGUGAAGAACAGAAGAGUUUGCUGGUUAAAAACAGUUAUAUUUCUUGGAGCCAGGAUGUCAUAAACUGGCACAUUGUCAUAAACUCUUACUUGUCUUACUUUUUACAAAAAUAUAGGGUCUUU
Tachysurus vachellii is the source of this 1755-nucleotide messenger RNA. Its product is annotated as interferon alpha/beta receptor 1a-like. The transcript has 7 exons. NCBI's taxonomy places the organism in Eukaryota, Metazoa, Chordata, Actinopteri, Siluriformes, Bagridae. The record is from RefSeq and is a predicted model, not a curated record. Bases 162 to 1340 code for a protein of 392 amino acids. Gene Ontology annotation, molecular function: interferon receptor activity; protein binding.